Molecule: messenger RNA, 659 nt
Organism: Eurytemora carolleeae
Lineage: Eukaryota; Metazoa; Arthropoda; Copepoda; Calanoida; Temoridae
Exons: 3
Coding region: 18-638 (206 amino acids)
Biological process (GO): rRNA processing
Source: RefSeq, a predicted model, not a curated record
CUAUAUUUUCCAGAAAAAUGGCAAUAUUAUCAACCCACGUGUGUCGUUGUAUGUUGGGUUUGUGUGGUAGGUUGCAGAGUAAGGUGGGUGUACCUGGUACCCGGGGUAUGUCCAGUAGGUUCCUAAAGGAGUCCACUGCAUUAAAACGACAAGCUCAAGUUGUGAAGCAAAUGGAUGUCACUGUUGAGAGAGAGCUGAAAAGGUUGGAGAAAAUGAAGAAAUCGAAAGAAAAGAAAAAUUUGAUUCUGGAAUUUCAUAAGAAGUCCGUCGUGCUCAAUCAGUCAUUCAAAAUGGAUCUAGGCUUAGUUCUGAGAAAGAUCUCUGCGUUGUCUGGACUCGGAAUGGUUUUGACAAAGGUGAAAACUGAUGAACAGUUCUCCUAUGUACACGUCUACUGGAGUGCUAAUACGGUGGAAAACGAAAGUGUGGUUGCCUCUGUUCUGAAUGAUAAUGAUUCUUUGCUCCGGACUUUAAUCAAGCAAAGGUUUGGAGAAAUACCCGAAACUUCCUUUAUCCAUGAUACCAACUAUAUACAAGGAGCUACUAUGGAUAAAUUAUUUAACAAAAUUAAGACGGAUUUAGACCUGGAUGCGCAAGAGUCAUGUCUCGAUAGAUUAUACACGCUCACCCUAGGUUAGUAGAUGAACCUAUUUCUAGAA